AUGGCGGCACAGAUGGCGGUAAAUUCAGGAGCCAGUCUGUGGGGCCCACUCAAAGAGUUAUGGGAAACCGUUGAGGGAGCAAUAUGGAGGAAACAACCAGAGAGUGUCCAUCUACUAGACCUACAACUGAAGAAACACAAACCCCACUUCCUUUCGCUGUUCAAGAACCCAGCAAAGAGUGCAGAGCAGAGAGACAAAGUGCAGAAAGCUAGCACAGAAGGUAUUGCUAUUCAGGGGCAGCAGGGAGCUCGGCACCUCCCUGAACAGCUUCUGACUGAAGCCUUCAUCCUCAGUGACCUCUUUGAUCUUGGAGAGCUUGCUGCACUUGAAUUGCUUCUAGCAGGUGAGCAUCAACAGCCUCACUUUCCUGGACUAACCAGGGGAUUGGUGGCUGUACUUCUGUACUGGGAUGGCAAGCGCUGUGUGGCAAACUCUCUGCGUUCAUUGAUUCAGUCUCGGCAUGGAAAGACUUUCACACUUGACCUCAGUGCUGAAUUGGUGAAUCUAACAACGCGCUUCACAGAUGAGCUAAUGUCUCAGGGUUUGACCAGACAAAUCCUUAAUUUGGUAUCUCAAAUCAGCGUAACAGGGGAGUUUGAGAAACUUCAGAAAGAACGUGGUCUUGGAAAUGAGAAACACAGAAAGGAGGUGUCUGAUCUCAUCAAAGAAUGCCGACAGUCCUUGGCGGAAUGUCUCUUUGCAUGGACAUGCCAAUCACCACUUAGUAAGGAUGAUACAUUGGCCCUGAUUGGGCACUUGGAGAAUGUGACAGCAGAGGCUGAUGGUUCACUGGACAGUGUGAACCUAGCUCUGGUCAUGGCCUUGCUGUACUGCCUGGAUGUUAGUUUCCUGGAACAGGGCACAGAGGAUCGGGAGGACCUUCUCCAGGCCUUGCCAUUGCUGACAGAUAAGCAUUACGUGUCUGCAAUACAUACUCGCCUGCUGGAGGGUCCAGCGUGGAAAAUUCCAGGACUGCAGGCACUGGUUCGGCUGACCUGGGCACUCUCUCUGAGAGCCCUCUCACAGCUACCACAGGGCUCAGCAUUGGUGGAGUUCACAGAGGCAGAUGAGGCUCUGACAGAACAGGCUCUGCAAGGCAAUGUCUUCCUCUUUCUCACGAAGGGGAUUCUGGGAUGUGAGGGCUUUGUUCAGGAAGAGUUCUACGUGCGACGGCUACACGCGCUCAUCACAGACUUUCUGGCUCUAAUGCCUAUGAGAGUGAAGCAGCUCCGUAACCGUGCAGACGAGGAUGCUCGACUGAUUCACAUGACUCUACAAAUGGGAAGUGAGCCUCCCUCCUCUCUCCGCAAGGACCUAGAACACCUCAUGAUUCUGAUUGGGGAGUUUUACAGUAAGGACCCCUUUGGACUGGAACUGGCUUUGGAGUUCUGGUGCCCCACCGAAUCUCUGCAGCACACUUCGCUAACUGGGUCUUAUUUGGGAGUUUCCCUGCAGAGGCCACCCCACAAGCAGGUGGUUCUCUCUAAGUUUGUACGUCAAAUGGGAGACUUGCUUCCAGCCACACUGUAUAUUCCAUACCUGUGCAUGCUGAAGGGACUUUCCAAUGGGCCCCAGUGCUCACACUACUGCUUCAGUCUUCUUAAGUCCAACGGAGCGCCUCAUGGAGAGAACCUGCAGGGUGCAGUGUCAGGCAGUCCCGUGUCAUGGGAGCACUUUUUCCACUCUCUCAUGAUGUACCACGAGAACUUGCGGAGAGAUGUGCCCAGUGCCGACGCUUCUCAUUACCGCCAUCCACCGAUCAGGGGGAUCACUCAGAGAGAGCUCGAAGGUCUCACUUCCUUUCUUCAGCUACUCACCACCAUCAUCACCUGGAGUGAGAAUGCAAGGCUGGCCCUAUGUGAGCACCCUCAGUGGACUCCUGUUGUUGUGGUGUUGGGUUUGCUGCAGUGCAGUGUGCAGCCCGCCCUGAAAGCUGAGCUCCUGAGAACACUUGCCGCCUUUGGCAAGUCCCCCGAGAUCGCUGCCUCCCUCUGGCAGUCAUUGGAGUACACUCAGAUUCUACAGACGGUUAGAGCUCCUGGACAGAAGCAAGCAGCAGGUAUUGAGGUUGAGCUGAAUGAGAUUGAGUCGAACUGCGAGGAGUACCCUUUGACCCGGGCGUUCUGUCACCUGAUCAGCACACUUGUCGAAAGUGCGCUUCCCGUCAAUCUUGGGGCUGGGUUGCGUCCGCCAGGUUUCCAGCCGUAUCUGACCUUCUUGCGUGAUGCUGUGUUCCUUCCCUUUCCGACGCGAGCCUACCGCCGUCCUGCAGAGAAGUGGGAGGUUGCAGAGGCUGUGUUGGAGGUCUUUCAUAAAUUACUGCAGGACUACGAGCCACAGCCAGCAGACUUUCUGCAGGAGAUGGUGGAGAUACAGGGGGAGCAGGUCCCAGCUUAUAAGCCCCCAGGAUACACCCUGAUGUUCCAUCUACUGAAUGACUCACCCACCCUCUCUCUCUGUCUCAGUCUGCUCGAGGAGGGAGUCCGACAGCUCGACACGUAUGCCCCCUUCCCUGGUAAGAAGCAGCUGGAGUCUGCUGUUCUGCAUUGCCUUUGUCUGCUGGACCUGGCUUUGCAGAAAGAGGUGGUGUUUAUGGACUUGCUGAGGGAGAGUCAGACAUCUCUGCUGGUCUGCCCUCUGGAACAGUUACUACAGGGUGUCAGCGCUCAGAGCCGACGGGCUGACCACAUCAUCAACAUUGCCAGGUACCUUUAUCACAGCAGCUCCAAUCCCGAGGCUGCGUUUCAGAGCGCAAAGAUCUUGCGGCAUAUUGCACGCUACCCAAACAUCCAGACCAGACUAGUGGGAGACUUCACACAUGACCCGGCUGUCAGUGAGAAGCUGAUGGCUGGAUUUGUGGAGUGUCUGGACAAUGAGGAGGCCCAGGAGGGAGUGGAGAAAGGAGAUGUUUCAGAGCCCGAGAAGUGCGUAGCCAGGAUCCGUCACGAGACUCAGAUUCACAUUCUGAACCUGCUGAUCACCUCUCUGGAGCUGAAGAGCCCCAAUUUGGCCCUCUACCUGCUGGGUUAUGAGGUCAAAAAGCCAGUCUCCUCUACCAACCUUCAGGACCCAGGAGUUCUGGGCUGUCCAAGGAGCUGCCUGCAUGCAAUCCUAAGUCUGUUACAGAGAGGCAGUGAGAGACGGUCAGGACCCUUACUCACUCAACAGGCCCCACACCUAGCUGAACUGUGCUACCAGGUGAUCUACUUGCUGUGUGCUUGCUCUGAAACUUCAGGACCCACCAUGCGUUACUUGAGGACCAGUCAAGACUUCUUGUACUCCCAUCUGCAACACCUGCCCUUUGAUUUACCAGGGAAUGAGAUUGCCGCUCUGUCUCAGAUGUCUUGGCUGAUGAAAACUGCAGCCAUUGAACUCAGGGUGACAUCCCUUAAUCGCCAGCGUUCACACACUCAGAGACUUCUCAACUUGCUCUUGGAUGACCAGCCACACAUACAACACACUGCUGAUGGUGAGACAGGAAUGGAGGAAGAGAGCAGAUCAGUCAGUGGCUUUCUACACUUUGACACUGUUUCCAAGGUGCGAAGGAAACUGCUUAGCGUUCUCGAUGCGAUCAACUUCAGUCAGGAGGUACCUGAACUGCUGCAGCUGGAUUUCUUUGAGCGCACUCAAAUUGAACAGGUCAUCUCCAACUGUGAACAUGUCAAUGAACAGGGUCACACUGUGUGCAACGUCAAGUUAUUGCACCGAGUUCUGGUUGCAGAAGUUAACGCCCUACAGGGUAUGGCAGCUAUCGGACAGCGCCCACUUCUGAUGGAGGAGGUGAACUCUAUACUGCAGCAGGUGGUGGAGAGGAAUCGCGUGCGACGUAGUCUGAACGCCAAGCGCCAUGCGCUGCAGUCCUGGAGGAGUCUGGUGGAGACUCUCCUGACCGCCUGCCCUGCAGAACUCAUACCACCUGACCAGAGACAGCUCAUUAUCAGAGACCUGCUACUCGACCUGCAUGAUAAGGUGCUGUCAGAGGACGCUGCUGUGGAGUUAAUGCCAGUUGUUGCUGGGGCAGUAUUCACUUUGACAGCACACCUCAGCCAAUCAAUUUUGUCUGAGCACCAGCAAGGGGCCGGACUAGAGGGAGGAGCUUCAUCAGGGUUUGCCUCCAUUGCUAAUUCUGCCCUUCACCUCAUCCUAAGAAAGCUGCUGGAUUUUAUCCUUUGCACAGGUGGAGGCUUCCAGCGCCUGCGGGCACACCUGUAUGGCUCUUUGCUUUACUAUCUACAGAUUGCUCAGAAACCAGAGGAGCCAGACACACUUCAGACAGGUGUGUCUAUGUGGGAGCGUUUGACUGCUCCUGAGGAUGGCUUCUCUAAGCUACAGAGGGAAAACCUUGCCAUCAUAGACAGCUACGGCACCGCUCUAAUGGAAGUCGUGUGCCGAGAUGCCUGUGACGGACAUGAAAUUGGCAGGAUGCUAGCCCUGUCAGUGCUGGACAGGAUCUUGUCCAUAGACAGGCAGGGCCAGUGGCUGUUGUACAUGUGUAACAGUGGCUAUCUGCGCGUGCUGGUGGAGAGUCUCAGACAGGACGACACUGCGCUGCAGACGCUGCUGACCCCUCAGCCCCCGUUGCUGAAACCGCUCUACAUCUAUGAAUCAAAGAUGGCUUUGCUGACACGUGUUGCAAAGACAGCUCAGGGAGCCGUCGAGUUACUGCGUUUCGGUCUGGUGGCUCAGCUGGCGGAAUGCCAGGUGUUUCACAUGCUACCUGAAAGUGACUCCCUCAGAGUGUUUGGCCAGAGAGAUCCCUCAGGCUUCAUCCCCAGUCCUCCAGAGAGAUACAGGCAGAUACUACUCCCUGCACUCAGGCUGCUGCAGGUCAUCCUGACAUCCACUACCACUCACCACCAGCAGGGGGCAGCACAGGUACUGCAGUGGCUUAUUGUGCACUCGGACACCAUUCAGUCCAUCCUGCGUUGUCAAAAUCUAAGCAUGGGUGCUCUGCAAGAACUUUCUCUACUCACAGCCAUAAUCAGCAAAACUGCACUGCCAGUAGCUCUGGAGAUGGGGCAGGAGGUCAGCAGUGCUGCUCUGCUGGAGUUCCAAGGCCACAUCGGCAGAUUCCAGCGUCAGUCAUUGUCACUGCUGGUGCGGCUGGCUGGGGCUGAGAGAAUUCGGAUCCUAAAGCUGCUUGAGGAGAGCGUGGCCCCAGGAGACCCCGCGGAGAAGAGAGAAGAGAUGGAGCUUGCCAUGCAACAGAUCUGCGCUAAUAUUAUGGAAUACUGUCAGACAUUGCUGCUGCAGAGUUCAGCUGAUGCACAGUUCACUGUGUGUCUUUUCAGUCCUUCAGCCUCGGAACCUGCAGAUUUGACAGUGCCCUCUGUGUCACGAGUGCCCAGUCUGGGGCUGGUUCUGUUCCUGCUGAAGAACAGUGCCACUGACUUCUUCCGUUACCAUGACAGUCACAGUCAGAGCCUGGGCAAGCUACAGAGACUGGAACAGCUUGCCCCUGAGGAACUCAAAGAGUUGUGUCAGGCCCUGGUGUCCAGUUCUGGAGGUGUAGAAAAGAUCCCAUCAGUCCAGAAGAGUGUGUUAGCUAAACGACGUUUGGUCCAGCUCAUCAACAACCGUGCCAAGUUGCUCGCUCUUUGCUCCUACAUCAUCGAGACCAGUCUGUUUGUUCUCUGGCGCCACCUAGAAUACUACCUGGUGUAUUGCACUCCAAGUGACCCUAAAGAUGCCCUUUUGCCAGGAUACAGAGAUGUCAGUGGUGGGCGUGGUUUGGGACUGUCUAGGGUCAGUCACCAGGAUCUGGAACAGCUGCACAGUGAGGUGACGAGUGGCUUCAACGAACCACUGCAGAGGAAGCUGCUGGAGGUGGAGAGUCUGUACAGUAAAACCCACUCACGUCACACCUUCAUCCAGGCCCUCACGCGCAGAAUUCGAGGGCUCGUUCGCCAGGCCAAGAGUUAAUUGCCUGCAUCGUUUAUGACUUGCCGGAGGGCUUUCAAGCGCUUAUCACGGGAUUCAUACAUAGAUAAAUGACAGACUUUUCCUCAUGAUGAUGUGAAGGAUGAAGCCGCGAGCAUGAGGCUGAUAUUCGGAGGUCUUGUAUUUCUCACUCCUAUCUGCUCAAUUUACUAAGAGUACAAAUGGAAUUUU
Messenger RNA from Chanos chanos (milkfish), 6111 nucleotides. RefSeq names its product nucleoporin 205 (gene nup205). The record is from RefSeq and is a predicted model, not a curated record. Gene Ontology annotation, cellular component: nuclear pore inner ring; nuclear pore. Gene Ontology annotation, molecular function: structural constituent of nuclear pore. The transcript is spliced from 42 exons. Bases 1 to 5922 code for a protein of 1973 amino acids. Gene Ontology annotation, biological process: nuclear pore organization. NCBI's taxonomy places the organism in Eukaryota, Metazoa, Chordata, Actinopteri, Gonorynchiformes, Chanidae.